ACACGAGUAAAUAUCAAAUAAAGUUAACUGGACUGUUCAAUCAUAUAUUUUAUCAUGAUAAUUUUAUGGUAAACUGGAUGCUUUUCAAAUCAAAUCGGUUGAAUGAAUAGUGGUAUAUGACUUAUAUUUAACGAGGCAAUAUAAAAAGUUAUAAACAGUCGUGAUGUACAUGUGUCUUUGCCAAUAACGUUACUAGAGUGUAUGCAAAGGAGCCGAUGUGUAUGAAAUUGACUACUGCAGUUUCCAAUAGUUCUAUAUUACAAGCUAAAUAUGGAUGCAUUUUCUUUACAUUUGUGUUUCCAAGUUGCGGGAAAUCCUAUUGUGGAAAAAGGUCUAUGGAACAAAAUACAAACAAUACCAUGUUCAGUAAUAGACUCGCAGACAACCCCAGUGCUCGUAAAUGUUCCAAAUGGAAAUAAAAUGUUGGUUGCCACAGGCGACGAUGGAAGUCACUGUGUGAUGCACGUGUACAGUCAUGGCCUUGUCACUAUUGAUAUUCAAUAUGACAUCACUUCCGAUGAUGCCAAACAGAAACUGAGCUAUAUUGCCUUCUCGAAAAACAAAGGUAUAGAGUCCGAAAUACAGACUUUACUUGGAAAGAAAUGCCUAUAUACACGAAGCGUUCCGUCCGCGAUAAAGAGAGGAAAGAUUUGUCCAUAUUUCCAACUGGGGGAUGAUAGGCUAUGGGAGGUUUAUCAAACAACGCAGCUUGUGACAGAAGUAAACUCGCCCUGGCAGAAUAUAAAGAUAUACAAAACACCGGAUUGUGGGAACAUGCUCUGUCUUGAUGACGAUAUAAUGAUAGCAGAAUCAGACGAAAUCUACACGUUGACGUUACUUGGCGUCAACAGAAACGUGUAUAAAGGUAAAACUAUUCUAAUCCUAGGAGGUGGAGACGGUGGUCUUCUUCAUGAACUUCUAAAAAUGUCACCACAAUAUGUCCUAAUGGUGGAAAUAUCCUUUGUUUUAUGUGCACACAGACUGUAUAUAGAAGUCAUCAACGCAUGUCGCAAACAUUUACGUGGUGUGUGCGGAGAUUCACUUGACAAUCUAGAUGGUCAUAAUUACAAGAUCCGUAUAGAAAAUUGUGUGAAUGUGCUGAAAGAACUCGCCGAGGAAAAUCAAAAGUUUGAUUACGUCAUCAACGAUUUAUCCGAAUAUCUUAUUGAUACAGAAAAGGGUAAGUACAUGAAAAACUUGGAAACGUUUGCAUGCUCCCUUGGGAAGACGGGUUUUAAUGUUCCGAAAGGGACGGGUUAUAAACAAUAUAUAUUUGUACAUAUAUGUGAUAACAAGAGCUUUCACGCAAGUGACGAAUGCCCUCAAAAAGGUUUCUUAAGCAUGCAGGUAGAUAUUUAUGCCUAG
Messenger RNA from Ruditapes philippinarum (Manila clam), 1365 nucleotides. RefSeq names its product spermine synthase-like. The record is from RefSeq and is a predicted model, not a curated record. The transcript is spliced from 9 exons. NCBI's taxonomy places the organism in Eukaryota, Metazoa, Mollusca, Bivalvia, Venerida, Veneridae. Gene Ontology annotation, molecular function: spermine synthase activity. Gene Ontology annotation, biological process: spermine biosynthetic process. Bases 271 to 1365 code for a protein of 364 amino acids.